Rhagoletis zephyria (snowberry fruit fly) is the source of this 2855-nucleotide messenger RNA. RefSeq names its product GDP-L-fucose synthase-like protein (gene Gmer). Gene Ontology annotation, molecular function: GDP-L-fucose synthase activity. NCBI's taxonomy places the organism in Eukaryota, Metazoa, Arthropoda, Insecta, Diptera, Tephritidae. The record is from RefSeq and is a predicted model, not a curated record. Gene Ontology annotation, biological process: nucleotide-sugar biosynthetic process.
AAUACAUACAACUGUUUUAACAGGAAAAUUAUAUGGCAGCACUGGAAAACUUCGCGAUAACUAUGGCGAUAACCAUCUGGGAGCCACUCACAUUGCUGUUUGUCAUUAUCACAAAAAAUAUAAAUAAAGUAAAAUGAAGAAAGUUUUGGUAACAGGUGGGUCAGGACUAGUGGGUAAUGCCAUCAAAACCGUGAUCAAUGGAGAAUCUUCCGAAGAUGAAUGGAUUUUUGUGGCUUCCAAAGAUGCUGACUUGACGGACAACAACUCCACCAGGGCCUUAUUUGACCGAAUAAAGCCAACCCAUGUCGUUCAUUUGGCAGCGAUGGUUGGCGGCCUCUUUCAUAACAUGAACAAUAACUUGGAUUUUCUGCGGAAAAAUAUGCAAAUAAAUGACAACGUACUACAAACGGCAUACGAGCACGGAUGCAUUAAAGUAAUUUCUUGUCUCUCCACAUGCAUUUUUCCAGACAAGACUAGCUACCCGAUUGACGAGACUAUGGUUCACGACGGUGCGCCUCAUCCUUCCAACUAUGGGUAUUCAUAUGCUAAGAGACUUAUUGAUGUGCUAAAUCAUGCGUAUCACGACAAACAUGGUUGUCUUUUUACGUCUAUAAUUCCUUGCAAUAUCUUCGGUCCUCAUGAUAACUAUAGACCUGAGGUCAGCCAUGUCAUCCCAGGCAUGAUUAAUCGUAUGUAUCAACUGAUAUAUGAAGAAAAAAGUCUGCCAGAUAACGAAAAAGUGUUUGUUGUUUACGGAAGCGGGAAACCACUGCGCCAAUUCAUUUAUUCCUUGGACCUAGCUAAGUUAAUUAUGUGGGUUUUGGAUAAUUACGACAGCGUUGACCCACUAAUUCUAAGUGUAGACGAAGAAAAUGAAGUCACUAUUUUUGAAGUUGCCAAAGCCGUUGCGAAAGCUUUUGACUUUAAGGGGAAACUAAUUUGUGAUACGAGUAAAGCCGAUGGUCAAUAUAAGAAAACGGCCUCAAAUAAAAAGUUGCGCAGUUUGUUACCAAACUUCAAAUUCAGUGCUUUUGAAGAUGCCAUUGAUGCAUCUGUAAAAUGGUAUAUUAAAAAUGUAGACAAUGCGAGAAAGUAAUUUUAAUGCAUUUGUAUUGUACAGCCCGAUUCACUUGAAUUUGUACACAAUUUUUCCUCAAGAUCAAAGCUUAUAUCUGGACUUUUGGACAACAGGGAAGUUUAUUUUUGAUCUCAUUUUGGAGAAUGAUGAAUUUCGAUGAUAAGUGGAGUAAAAGAUGACAAUUCCUUGAGUACGUUGCAUUUUAUUCCAGUUUUUCUCAAACUACCCGAAAAUGAUGCUUAUUAUUUUGAUUCACCUGAAUUGGUACCUUUUUAAGAAUUUAAAGGAUAAUUAGAACUAUAACAGGGCAAGAAUAGGCGAACCAGGGAACUUUCAACUGAAAAAAAUGUAUAAAGGGUCACGCUUCCAGAACUUUGCAGGCGAUCUGUGGGGGAAAAACUGAAGAAAAUGCAAAUGUUUUUGACAACUGAAGCCGGCUCAUAGAAUUGCAUGCAAAAAGCCUGAUAAGGAUCCAGAAUACAAAAGCUAGACGGCAAAAAAAAUGUCCUUCACGAGGUCAGCAACUUAUUUUCGAGAUAGAGGACCAAAAUGAAAGAAAAACGUUGUUGUUGAUGACAUCACAAGAGAACUACGGAUUACUCUAUACACUUGUGUUCAGAAAAUGUCAAAAAAGGGAAUCAAUUUCACUAUACAAAGUAAAGAAUUACGACUGGAAAUUUGUACAACUCGCAUGCCGGAAGGACAACUAGAAAAUACUGGUUUUCUCCGGCAAAAAGUUAAAAUUUGAUGGCUUCCACGGAUUUAAUAAUAAUGGUAACGAUUUUUGAAAGGACGAACGAUGUUUGUUUCCCCUUCAUGAUCAAGAAGAGAGUAUGGCGUUCUGAACCGCGAUAUCGUAGUCUACAGCAGUUCAGAUAAUAGGCCUGUUCGAGGCACGUAAUAAAAUUACAUCCGCACUGAUAAAAAUAUGCAACAGUGUUGCAACUGGCCAACUGGUAAAACGAUGCCCGAUUGGUGAUUGGAACUCGUACAAGACCAACAUUUCAAGUUUCCACAAUUACGAAUAAUCCAUGCAAAAAAAGUGUUAAGGACAUUUUUUUAACAUUUGUCGCAUAUUUUCGCACCUCUUUCUUGAUUAUGCUAGCAAAAGUACGCACCGAUUCGCAAUACAGGAGCUGUAAAAACGAGGAUAACGAAGCAGAGUCAUAAUUUUUCCAUCGUUCGUCCUAUUCACAGGACCUAAACUUGAUGGAAAAUAUUUAGAAUGGGUUUUUUGCAAAGUUGGCGUCUCAGACAAUGCAUGUGACGUUUGGCAGUUAUUCCUUAACUUUUCAAAGCGCCUCUACAAUUGUCUUCCGGAUAGGGGUUUUUUCCAUACAUUGGAAUUAAGGAUGUAGUAUCUAAUACUACAAGUGCUUUAUAGUAGAAUUAAAAUGAAUGGUACGCUUUUAUUGGUUCAAUCUAAUCCUUUCCUUGUGUUAAAACCACUGUGCCUAUUCAAGUGAAUCAACAUAAUAAGCAUACAUUUCGUGUAGUUUGAUAAAACUUGGAAUAAAUUCCAAAGUAAUAGAGGUGUUUUCUUCAUUUCCAUCGCUUUUCUUUAAAAUUGAUCAAUCUUCCAUAUGAGGCCAAAAAGAAACUUCUCCGAUACUCACAAGUCCACAUAUAAGCAUAUUUAUUUGUUUGUUACGAGAUACAUUUUAUAUGAACAUAUCUACAUAUGUAUGACCAUUUGCAAACUACUACUUCUAAUAAUAUAUUUUUUUGAGAAAAGACACAUCUAAAACCUUCCCGCAAAAUAUACUUUGAAAGCCAA